CAGUUUUAUUUACUUCCAGAGUCUCAUGAUAGUCAAGAGGCAAGUCCUGAGAGCUUGAUUUCCACCUUCAAAUGAAUUUUUCACUUCAGUAGACCUCAAGUUGCUGUUUGGAUUUUUCUUCUGAAAUAUUUAAGAGAAAAGUAUUGAGCAGAGUCAUGUCAGAACAUAGCAGGAAUUCAGAUCAAGAAGAAAUCGAUGGGGAGAUUGAUGAAGAUGAAAUCUUGGCCAACUUGUCCCCAGAAGAGCUCAAAGAACUACAGUCGGAAAUGGAGGUGAUGGCCCCUGACCCCAGGCUUCCUGUGGGAAUGAUUCAGAAGAAUCAGACCGACAAGCCACCAACAGGGAACUUUGACCAUAAAUCUCUCGUUGAUUAUAUGUAUUGGCAAAAGGCAUCCAGACGCAUGCUGGAAGACGAACGUGUUCCUGUCACCUUUGUGCCAACCAAGGAAAAAGCUCAAAAACAGCAUGAAGCAAUAGACAAAAGCAAUAACAAUAUGUCCCAGUAUUUAAAAGAAAAGCUUAACAGUGAAAUCGCUGCACAUAAAAGAGAAUCACAGGGCAGUGACAAUGUCCAAGAAGCAAAUAAUGAUGAUGAAGAUAAUGAAGAUGAGGAGGAAGAUGAAGAAGAUGAUGCAGAAGAUGAAGGAAAAGAAGACAGUGAAGAGAGUGAUGGGACAAAAAGAGAGGAAGGUAAGGUAAAGGAGCAAAUCAGAAAUGGUGAGAACACCUGCCAACAGGUAACUAGUAAAGUAACUGAAGAACAGAAAGGCAGACCAGAGGCUCAAGACAAAACUGAGAAAAAAAUAUCAAAAUUGGAUCCCAAGAAGUUAGCUCUAGAUACCAGUUUUUUGAAAGUAAGCGCAAGGCCCUCUGGAAACCAAACGGACCUGGAUGGGAGCUUAAGGCGAGUGAGACAAAAUGACCCUGACAUGAAGGAACUCAACCUGAACAACAUUGAAAACAUCCCCAAAGAAAUGUUGCUGGACUUUGUCAACGCAAUGAAGAAAAACAAACACGUCAAAACCUUCAGUUUAGCGAAUGUGGGUGCGGAUGAGAAUGUAGCAUUCGCCUUGGCUAACAUGUUGCGUGAAAAUAGGAGCAUUACCACUCUCAACAUAGAGUCCAAUUUCAUCACAGGCAAGGGCAUCAUGGCCAUCAUGCGGUGUCUCCAGUUUAACGAGACACUCACCGAACUUCGGUUUCACAAUCAGAGACAUAUGCUGGGCCACCACGCUGAAAUGGAAAUAGCCAGGCUUUUGAAAGCGAACAACACUCUCCUGAAGAUGGGCUACCAUUUUGAGCUUCCGGGUCCACGAAUGGUAGUAACCAAUCUGCUCACCAGGAAUCAGGAUAGACAAAGGCAGAAAAGGCAAGAAGAACAGAAACAGCAGCAGCUCAAAGAGCAGAGGAAGUUAAUAGCCAUGCUGGAGAACGGGUUGGGGCUGCCCCCUGGGAUGUGGGAGAUGCUGGGAGGACCAAUGCCGGAUUCCCGGACGCAGGAGUUCCUCCAGCCUCCCCCUCCUCGACCUCCCAACCCCCAAGCAGCCCCCUUCGGUCGACAAAAUGAGGUGACGAAAAAGCCAUCGCAGCCACCGAAGUACAGGACGGACCCCGACUCCUUCCGCGUGGUGAAGCUGAAGAGGAUCCAGCGCAAAUCUCGGAUGCCGGAAACCAGAGAGCCACCCGAGAAAACCAAUCUCAAAGAUGUGAUCAAGACGCUCAAACCCGUGCCGAGAAACAGGCCGCCCCCGUUGGUGGAAAUUACCCCCCGAGAUCAGCUCUUGAACGACAUUCGUCACAGUAACAUCGCCUAUCUUAAACCUGUGCAGCUGCCAAAAGAACUGGCAUAAGAGGCAACAGAAUAAUCAGGGGAAGAAGGAAGUGAUUUAAUGAUUCUGGGAUUAGAACUUGACGACUGCUUCAGCUGCAUACUUCUGGAUCCAGGUGGUGGAACUGGGAACAUUGCUAAGUGAUACGAGUAUUUUGUAAAAGGCAGAAUACUUAGCCUGCGACAAAACAGAAGCUGAAAAGGCAGGGGGAGGAGAUAAACUAUUCAGGGCAACAUUUUCUACUUCCAAUUGGUUGGAGUGACUUAGAUGAAAUUUAGAGUCUUCUAGCAGAAGUUAAUAUUUUCAUAAACCUUUGCUUUAUUAUUGCUUUCUUCUGGUAAAUAACAAUAAAUAUGAUACAGGUGUUAACUAUUA
Molecule: messenger RNA, 2204 nt
Organism: Budorcas taxicolor (takin)
Lineage: Eukaryota; Metazoa; Chordata; Mammalia; Artiodactyla; Bovidae
Gene: LMOD3
Product: leiomodin 3
Exons: 4
Coding region: 156-1850 (564 amino acids)
Biological process (GO): muscle contraction; myofibril assembly; pointed-end actin filament capping
Cellular component (GO): myofibril; striated muscle thin filament
Molecular function (GO): tropomyosin binding; actin binding
Source: RefSeq, a predicted model, not a curated record